AUGGGAAAAGGAAGUUCAGGCAUUAAAAAAUAAAAAAAGAGUAAAAUGGGUGGAGAAGAUUAGAACUACGGAAAAGGAAGACCAAAAAAGAAGAAAGAAAAUAAUGAGGCAACUCAGGAGGUUGAUAAAAGAUAAUGGUUCAAUGUAUAUCGGGCAUUGCAAAUGCUGACUCUGAUAUGCGAGAAGGGAAGCUUGGCUUUGCGGUACAAGACUGGUUAAAAGAGUAAUACGAUGGAGGAGUCAACAAAGACGAAGAAGAGUGAGGAGACGAGAAAGUUGAAGCAAAAACUUAAGGAUUUGAAGAAACAUUGCAAUUACGAGGAGAGAAAAUUGUACCUCCUCAUUGAUAACAACACUGAAAACGUUUAAAUUGAAUUGCCCAAUGCUGAUAAUGAUGGAAUUAUUGAGGACAUGGAUAAAAUCUACAAAUAUCUUGACAAGGAGUUUUAGGUGUCAUUUCUUCUGAUUUUGCAAUCUUACCUGGAGUAACACGAAUAGGAUUCCUUGGUUUUGGCAAGGGAAAUAGUUUAAAAAAUGAUGGAGUAGAAGGAACAACACAAGAUGCUGUUGAACUUGGCUCUGAUUAAGACCAACAUUGAGGAAGACUUGGAUUAUGUGUUACAAUUGGCUAAUACUACUUCUGGAUUGCAGUUAUAGCAACACGAGGUGAAUGAGAAAUGGGUUAGUGAGGAAAAUAAAAUAGUGGAGUGGCUGGUUGCAUUCGUCGAGAAGAUUAUAGCAAUAUUCAAGACAGAUCGGUAAUGAAAUUAACAAUCCCUAAUUAUAAUUAUUUUGAAUUUAUA
Molecule: messenger RNA, 803 nt
Organism: Paramecium tetraurelia
Lineage: Eukaryota; Ciliophora; Oligohymenophorea; Peniculida; Parameciidae
Exons: 4
Source: RefSeq, a predicted model, not a curated record